AUGAUUCUGAAAGAGGCUCCUCCCAACAAAAUAGUUUAUGAAUAUAGUGAACUGGUAUUAUAUUGGAAUCAAGUGACGAGAGAGGCAAAUUUAUUUCAGGAAUCUUUGAAACAUAUAGAAACGUAUGAGAAGCUGAUAUGUGAUAAACUCUUGGUGAAAGAAAUUAAGGGGGAAAUGCUGUUGAAAUUGGGAAGAUUAAAAGAAGCCAGUGAAGUAUUCAAAAACUUGAUUGAUCAGAAUACAGAAUAUUGGUGUUAUUAUGAAGGCUUGGAAAAGGCACUGCAGUUCCCAUUAACAAUAAUCUCACUCAUUUUUAUUUUAGACGAGAGGCUUCAGAUUUUUGGAGGAAUCAGUAAGCAGCACCCCAGGGUGGUUUCACCACGAAGAUCACUACUGAAUCUUGCUCCAGGUGAAAAAUUUCGAGAAGUCAUGGAUAAAUUUCUGAGAACAAACUUCAGCAAAGGCUGUCCACCCUUGUUCACUACUUUGAAAUCUUCGAAUUGUAAUACGGAAAAGGUACGUUUGGCCCAGGAGCUUGUUACUAAUUAUGAAGCCUCUCUUAAAAUGAAUGGCUUUUUUGGCCCUUAUGAGAAUGGAGAAAAGGAACCCCCAACAACUCUACUCUGGGUCCAGUAUUUACUGGCACAGCACGUUGAUAAACUUGGACAGUAUUUGGAAUACUUAGCUUUGGAAUAUAUUAGUACUGUGAUUGCUAGUACUCCAACUCUAAUAGAAUUAGUCUACGUGGAAGCAAAUUUUACAAGGCCUCCUCUCUUACAGCAGAUGGAUAAUCUCAAAGGAGCCACACGGCGGAUGAAGGAAGCACAGUCUUUGGACACAGCUGAUAGAUUCCUCAAUUCCAAAUGUGCCAAAUACAUGCUUCGAGCAAACAUGAUAAAAGAAGCAGAGGAAGUGUUCUGUUUCCAAGUUCACCAGGUUAAAAUAAGAGCUUCGAUGCUUAAAAUUAGCUGUAGUAAUCUGGAGUCUGUCCUGUACAAAGUGGGGAGCAUUCCGGAAGGAACAUUCGCCAUGGAAAAUCUAAAUGAAAUGCAGUGUAUGUGGUUUGAGACGUGCGUUUUGGCCUAUCAGCGCCUGGGGAGAUACGGGGAUGCCUUGAAAAAAUGCCAUGAAGUAGAACGGCACUCUCCUUCUACAUGGACCACAGGAGGAAAGGAGCCGAAGAUGCACCGCUGGGGCAGUCCUCAGCACCUCUCAGUUGUGGCAGCACUUGGCACCACUCUUCCCCUGCUGACGGAGCUGAUGUUCAAUUCCGUCAUAGCAGGAAAGUCAAAGCAGCAGGAAUUUGAAGCAGCUAAAAACCUGUCAGCCAAAGAACUGAAGAAAAUGCUUAGCAAGCAAAAAAGAGCUCAGGGAAAGGCUAAGUUAGAAGAAGAAAGCAAGCACACAGAAAGAGAAUGUCAGCAGAAAAAUCAGAAGAAAAAAAAAGAAGAAGCCACCAGUGGCCAUAAGGAAGUACUUACUUCUGAAAAACUCGAAAGGGUGGAAAGGUACCAGGAGGAAAGCAUCAAAUUUCUCACUCCUCUAAAGACCCUUACUGCUGAUAACAUUGACACCCACCUGCUGGCAUUUGAAAUAUAUUUUAGAAAAGGUGCUAAAAUGAUGUAUUUUCUGGACAAGUCAAGGCAAGAGAAAGCAAUUGCUAUAGCCACUAGGUUGGAUGAAACUAUAAAAACUAAAAAUGUGAAGACUCUACUAAAGGUUUCUGAGGCACUGCCCGAUGGCAGCUUUGGGAGCUCUAGUUCCCAGUGUGAAGAGUACAGCAGUGCUUGCCAGAACCUGUUUCCAUUUACACCUGCUCUUGUGCCUGCUGAGAAUGAAGCUCUGGGUCCCAGCGCUGCACUGAACCACACAGCUGGCCACAAGCUCUUGAGACGUGAACUUUGAAAUAUGGUGGGAAGUUGGCACCUAUAGCUUUGAAGCUGAAUUCCCUUCAGGGCGGCU
Meriones unguiculatus (Mongolian gerbil) is the source of this 1962-nucleotide messenger RNA. It is a transcript of the gene Naa16, whose product is annotated as N-alpha-acetyltransferase 16, NatA auxiliary subunit. Gene Ontology annotation, cellular component: cytoplasm; NatA complex. Gene Ontology annotation, molecular function: protein binding; protein-N-terminal amino-acid acetyltransferase activity. Lineage: Eukaryota; Metazoa; Chordata; Mammalia; Rodentia; Muridae. The record is from RefSeq and is a predicted model, not a curated record. Gene Ontology annotation, biological process: N-terminal peptidyl-methionine acetylation.